AUUGCAAAAUGUCAUAACCAUGACUCCACUCUCUCCCUUUCUAUUUCUAUUGACAUUUCACAAACACCUUUCUUUAUUCUCUUCCAAUCCUACACUCCAACACCCACUACCCUUUCUCCUUCAAACUUCUUUUUCAUUGCAUGCCCCUCCUUCAUCACUUCCAAAUAAUUAAAUGUCAAUUUUCUUUUUAAGAUUUUUAUUUUUUUAUUUUUGUUGAAAUAAAACAAAACAGAGGCACUUGUUCAAUCAGUACGCGAAUUCAUGACAAACUCGAGCUGCGAAUUCAGUGAGUCAGAGCUAUGUCGCGACGAGUCAACGGCGUUUAUUCUAAAAUUCGUUGCGAUGGCUUCGAUUCUAGUAGCGGGAUUUACGGGAAUCGCGAUACCGCUGUUCGGAAAACGGCGGCGGUUAUUUCAUCCCGACGGAGAGUUUUUACCGGCGGCUAAGGCUUUUGCGGCUGGUGUGAUACUAGCGACGGGAUUCGUUCACAUGCUUAAUGACGCGUGGGAAGCACUUAACCAUCCUUGUUUGAAAUCACAUUCGCACGUGUGGUCGAAGUUUCCUUUUACUGGGUUUUUCGCUAUGAUGUCAGCUUUGUUUACUCUUUUAGUUGACUUUGUUGCAACGCAGUAUUACGAGGGAAGACAGAGGGCGACACGUGGCGGAACUGAACAUAAGGUUAAUCAAUUGGAGGGUGGCGAUGAUGAUUUGGAGGAAGAGUUAUUGGGAUCGGGAAUCGUUGAUGGAAUGCAUAUUGUGGGGAUGCAUGCUCAUGCGUCGCACCAUACACAUUCUCACCCGCGGCAGGAUAAUGAUCAAAUACAACAUGGGCAUCAUGAACACGCGCACUCUCAAUCGCACGAUGAUGACGACGUGGAAGGUAGCGUUCGCCAUGUCGUUGUUUCGCAGGUAUUGGAACUUGGCAUAGUUUCACAUUCCAUGAUAAUUGGGCUAUCACUAGGAGUCUCACAAAGCCCAUGUACAAUGAGACCCUUAAUUGCAGCAUUAUCCUUCCACCAAUUCUUUGAAGGGUUUGCACUUGGUGGUUGCAUCUCUGAAGCCCAAUUCAAAACUUCAUCAACAACAAUAAUGGCUUGUUUUUUUGCACUUACAACACCAUUAGGUGUUGCAAUUGGGACAUGUAUUUCAUCAAAUUUUAACCCUUAUAGUCCAGGAGCUCUUGUCACAGAAGGCAUAUUGGACUCUUUUUCAGCUGGAAUUUUAGUGUAUAUGGCUUUGGUGGAUUUAAUAGCUGCUGAUUUUCUUAGUAAGAGAAUGCGUUGUAACUUUAGGCUUCAAAUUGUAUCUUAUUGUUUGCUUUUUCUUGGGGCUGGCUCUAUGUCCUCUCUUGCACUUUGGGCCUAAUUUUUUUUUUCCUUCUAAUUUCGUUUCAUUAUAAAUAUAAUUUAUUUUUCAA
Cicer arietinum (chickpea) is the source of this 1417-nucleotide messenger RNA. RefSeq names its product zinc transporter 4, chloroplastic-like. Lineage: Eukaryota; Viridiplantae; Streptophyta; Magnoliopsida; Fabales; Fabaceae. The record is from RefSeq and is a predicted model, not a curated record. Gene Ontology annotation, cellular component: plasma membrane. Gene Ontology annotation, molecular function: zinc ion transmembrane transporter activity. Gene Ontology annotation, biological process: zinc ion transmembrane transport.